AGCGUAAACCAUUACUUUGCGCCCGCGGAGAUCGAUAGCAAAAACCUCGUUCGCACAACGAUGGCGUCGUAUCUGGAAGAUUUGUUCGAUAAACUGCUCAGCAGUUCGGCACUGGUCAAUUAUUGGAACUACAUCUUUCCCGUGCUGGUGGGUCUUUACCUGGCCAUUUCGCUGUACGAUAAGCAUCGGUAUGGAAGCAAGAAGAAAAUCCGCAUCCUUCCAAACGAGGUUUCAUCGGAUGGCAAGGAAGCGAAGCUGGACGGUAUCGAGUAUGUGGGAGAACUAGAACCGCACGACGAAGAGUUCGAUCCGCUGCCAGCAUUGGCAGAGAAACCGCACAUCUCUUACGGCGGAGCCACCGUGACAUUGGCCGACGAUCCUUGCGAAGCUGCUGAACGGUUUUACGCAAUCGUAAACGAUCGUCGUAGUGUACGCAAGUUUAGCCAACGCCCCGUUGAUCGGAAGGUCGUGGAGCGGUGCAUUUUAGCGGCGGGGACUGGACCGAGCGGAGCGCACACGGAACCGUGGACUUUCUGUCUGGUAUCGGACCGGUCGAUGAAGGACAGUGUGCGAGAAAUUAUCGAAUCGGAAGAGCUAAUCAACUACACGCAGCGAAUGGCCAAGCAGUGGGUCACGGAUCUGCGGCCAAUUAAAACAAACCACAUUAAGGAAUACCUCACGGAUGCUCCGUUCCUGAUACUGGUGUUCAAGCAGACGUAUGGCUACAAGGAAGACGGCACAAGGAAGCAGCAUUAUUACAACGAAAUAUCGACCUCGAUCGCUACCGGCAUUCUGCUGUGUGCUCUCCAGAGCGCCGGGUUGAGCUCUCUUAUCACCACACCCCUUAACUGUGGGCCAGCCCUUCGCAAUCUGCUCGAGCGGCCACCCAACGAAAAGCUCCUUGUCCUCCUACCGGUCGGAUACCCGGCGGAAGAUUGCACGGUCCCAGAUUUGCACCGUAAACCGCUGGACGCUAUCAUUGCGCGUUACUGAGCAUGGAAAGAGAUUAACCCGCGGAGAUUCUGCGCCGAAAACGGGUCGGCUUUUGAUAAAUGAACGCUAUUAACACGUGCUAUAUUUGGUGCGGGGAGGUGAUAUAAUGUCUCAUACAUAACAGGGGAUCAGUUAAUAUUCUUAUCAAUACGUAGAUAACAGAGUCUAUUUUAAAAACAAUAAACGAUGAAGAAAGUGGCAAAAACAUGUGCAGAAAUGAACAAAAAAAGAAGUUCUAUCGAGCGCGACCGUGACAGGACUCGAACCUGCAAUCUUCGGAUCCGAAGUCCGACGCCUUCUCCAUUAGGCCACACGGCCGGUGUGAAGACUGGAUGCUAAAAUGUAAUUAUAUAUUCUGUGUUCUUUUAAGUCUUAGAUUCACAAUGCUACAAU
Messenger RNA from Anopheles cruzii, 1386 nucleotides. RefSeq names its product iodotyrosine deiodinase (gene Iyd). The transcript has 2 exons. The record is from RefSeq and is a predicted model, not a curated record. The coding region runs from base 61 to 993 and encodes 310 amino acids. Gene Ontology annotation, molecular function: oxidoreductase activity. Lineage: Eukaryota; Metazoa; Arthropoda; Insecta; Diptera; Culicidae.